This is a messenger RNA of Helianthus annuus (common sunflower), 2348 nucleotides long. Its product is annotated as L-type lectin-domain containing receptor kinase VIII.1. Gene Ontology annotation, cellular component: plasma membrane. The coding region runs from base 67 to 2184 and encodes 705 amino acids. The record is from RefSeq and is a predicted model, not a curated record. The transcript has a single exon. Lineage: Eukaryota; Viridiplantae; Streptophyta; Magnoliopsida; Asterales; Asteraceae. Gene Ontology annotation, molecular function: carbohydrate binding; ATP binding; protein kinase activity. Gene Ontology annotation, biological process: protein phosphorylation.
CAUCUUCCAAACUUCCAAAUUUACACCAAAAUCUUCAAUGGGAUUUCCACAAUUCUUUCAAUAACCAUGCCUUCAUCAUUUUCCGGUCUAAAAACCGGUUUAUUUCUACCAUACAUUGUUUUGCUUAUUUACUUUACCGGCUAUGGGUUAGCCAGCACAAUCUCAUUCAACUUUCAGUCGCUUAAUCUAAGCACGUUAAACCUGUUAGGAGAUGCUCAUUUGGUCAACACCAGUAUUAUGCUAACCCGUGAUCUCGCCGUCCCAAACUCCGGAGCCGGAGGGGUUCUGUACAAGAACCCGGUCCGGUUCAGGAGAUUGGGAUCGAGAACGUUAGCGAGUUUUAGUACGUUCUUUACGUUUUCGAUAUCGAAUUUGAAUCCAGACUCGAUUGGUGGCGGGUUGGCGUUUGUGAUCUCGCCAGAGGAUGAGGCGGUUGGGAAACCGGGCGGGUAUUUGGGGAUCCCGCCCGGUUCGAUUGCGGUUGAGUUUGAUACUUUGAUGGAUGUUGAGUUUAAGGAUGUUAAUGGGAAUCAUUUGGGUGUGGAUUUGGGGUCGAUGGAGUCGAAGGAAGUUGUCGAUUUGGACUCGGUUAAUGUCGAUUUGAGAAGCGGUGACUCGGUGAACUCGUGGGUCGAGUUCAACGGGUCAACUCAGCAACUCAAUGUCUCGGUUUCAUACUCGAAUGUGAAACCGAGCUCACCGGUUUUGUCGGUUAGAUUGGAUUUGAACAAUUACUUGAACGAGUUCAUGUUUGUCGGACUCACCGGGUCGACUCAGGGCUCCACCGAGGUCCACUCGGUGGAGUGGUGGACUUUCACCUCAUCUUUUGAUGAUAAUCCACCACACCCACCACCUCCCACUGCCACUUUCACCAACCCGGCGGCUGACUCGGUCGACUCGCCAACGUCAUCACCGACCAUGGCCCCGACCGAGUCAAACCCGGUUCCGAGUCACCGUUCUACACAAAAGAAGAGUAAAUGUAAUAACAAAUUAUGUGAACAAGGGGCAGGGGUGGUUGUGGGGGUGGUGACUGCAAGUGCAUUUAUUUUAGUGUUGUGUACAAUCUUUUUAUUAUGGGUUUAUUCUAAAAAAUAUAAAAAAUCCAAAAAACCACAACCUUUUGCUAGUGAAGUUAUAAAAGCCCCUAAAGAAUUCUCAUACAAAGAGCUUAAACAAGCUACUAAAAGUUUUGACCCGACCCGGGUAAUCGGGCAUGGGGCAUUUGGGACUGUUUACAGGGGGGUGUUAUCGGAUUCCGGCGAGAUUGUCGCCGUGAAGAAGUGUAGUCAUAGCGGCGGUCAAGGGAUGUCCGAGUUUCUAUCGGAGUUGUCGAUAAUCGGAACUCUUCGACACCGGAAUCUUGUGAGGUUACAAGGUUGGUGUCAUGAGAAAGGGGAAAUAUUGUUGGUUUAUGACUUGAUGGCAAAUGGGUCACUUGAUAAAGCGCUUUUCGAGUCGCGAAUCGUGCUGUCGUGGGUUCACCGUAGCAAGAUCUUGAUGGGUGUGGCGUCGGCUUUGGCUUAUUUGCAUCAAGAAUGUGAGAAUCAAGUUAUUCAUAGAGAUGUGAAGACUAGUAACAUUAUGUUAGAUGAAGGGUUCAAUGCAAAAUUAGGUGAUUUCGGGUUGGCCCGAAGAAUCGAGCAUGACAAGUCACCGGAUGCCACGGUGGCCGCAGGGACGAUGGGGUACUUAGCGCCCGAAUAUUUGUUAACGGGCCGAGCGAGUGAGAAAACCGACGUUUUUAGCUUUGGUGCGGUGGUGUUAGAGGUGGCUACGGGGCGGCGCCCAAUCGAAAAGGAAGCGACCGCGGCAAAAACAAGGGAGAAUAGUAACUUGGUAGAGUGGGUAUGGGGAUUGCAUAAGGAAGAGCGGUUGUUGACCGCGGCGGACCCAAGGUUGUGUGGGGAGUACGACGAGGCGGAGAUGCGAAAAGUGUUGUUAAUCGGGUUGGCGUGUUCGCACCCUGACCCGACGGUUCGACCCACCAUGCGGACCGUGGUUCAGAUGCUUGUGGGUGAGGCUAAUGUGCCUGUGGUUACAAGGGCUAAACCAACUAUAAGCUAUAGCACUUCACAUUUGCUAUUGAAUUUGCAAGAUAGUGUGUCUGAUUUGAAUGGAUUAGUUGCUAUUUCAACCUCCUCAUCGGAGCAUAGCUACAAUGAAGGUGGGUUGGACUUGGUUUGACCCGGUUGAUCCGGGUCGGGUUAUAUAGGAUUGAGUUAAUGUAGACAUAUUAUUUAUUAUUGAUUGAUUUGUUUAUUUAUUGUGUAAUAUAAUUGAUGUAAAGGACAAUAAUGAGAAGCAUUGGGUAUUGACUAUAAUUGAUGUAUUGGACAUUUUUCCAUUAA